Messenger RNA from Mya arenaria, 1964 nucleotides. RefSeq lists its product as uncharacterized. NCBI's taxonomy places the organism in Eukaryota, Metazoa, Mollusca, Bivalvia, Myida, Myidae. The transcript is spliced from 6 exons. Bases 130 to 1341 code for a protein of 403 amino acids. The record is from RefSeq and is a predicted model, not a curated record.
CCUUCACCAUGAAGUCAAUGAUUUAAAUAAAUCAUUGUUGUGGCUGCUUAAUGCGAUGGAUGAAGAUCAAUAGAGUGAUGUUUUAAACUGUAACAUAUUGAAAAAUAAGACGGAUUAUACACGCCAGCAAUGAAGCUCUCCCUAAAGAAGACAUGGUUGUGCAGGAUGCUACAAGACCUAAGCCCCAUAACAGCAGGUUCUUCAAGAGGUAUUGUGUGUAACGGCAUUACAAAUUAUGGCCACAUCGACCGUCUACCCUUGGGCUGCAAAAUUGCAUGCUUUGUCUUUGCUGCUAUUGGUGCCUUGGAAACUGGAAAGUGGCUGAUCUUGUGCCUUUACAAUUCUUCAACGUUCUUAUUUGCAACUCAACUAAGCACAUUUGGUGAGGAGAUGCCAGAUUCACCAGACCUCUCAAUGCCUUGCUCUAACUCUCAUUUAAUCGAUGAGUUGACGAAUCGUAUGCAGAUGUUGGAAGUCGCAUUUAAGGAGCAAGUAUUCGCAAGGGAGACUAUUGCUCGCGGAAUUAUAGACCAGUCUGAUGUGUACGUUUCAAUGGACAAAAAGCUGGAAGAGUUUCUAGCGAAAAUGGACAACAUAAGUACACAGUACGCUGAGCUGGAAUCAAAAUAUAAACAUUUGGAGGGCAGGAUUUAUUCUGACGAGGUUCUCGGAGUAGUGAUGGUGUUGAUCGUGACGGUACAACUGUUCUGUAGUUUCCGAAGACCUAUACUUAAAUCAUUGGAGAGUGUUUCGCAAGUUCAAACGCACUUGUCCAAAUUUAUGAACAAGGCGAAACCUGAAAGAAAGGUAUCGUCCAAUCCAGGCACACCAAAACAUUCACUUGGACUCAGAAACGAAAUGUGCGUUAUUUGCUUUCAAAGGGAUAACACAAAUGGAUUAAUUAGCAAACUAAUGGAUUCGAUGCUCCGACACCUCGAAGGAGUAAAGUUGUCCGCAAAACCAUUUUAUGCAGUGUUUGCAGUAGAUGACAUUCGGACGAUGCCGCAUGUUAAAUUGUAUGUGGUUUUGGUGGACCUGGAAACAAGAGGGCUUUAUAUCAACGGAUCUGAGAAAGAUCUCGUGUUGAUGGCUUUGAAGUUUAUCAAGUCUAUUGGAGCUCAAUGUGUCGUUAUCAUUUCAAACGACGAAGGCUCAAGACAUUUGACUGCUCAUAGUGUUUACAAUUCUUCAAUUCGUAUGACUAAAACCAACGACUCCCUCCAAGAGCUGGCAUCAGAUGGAAAAUUGUAUAGCAUGUGGCAGGAAAUGACUUCACAUCAACUGAGUCACUUGCGACGAUUGGUUAAGACGGUCUUAAACGCAAAGUUGGUGUUAAAAUAGAUUUGUGACUGUUAUGAUUACCAGAAGCUGUUGCCAUGACUGGAAUGCUUUUGGUGUUGACGAGGUGAAAUUUAUUGCAUUUGUUUUAUCAAAAUAACAACUUGUCUUUUCAUUAUAUGCCUCUAAAGAUUAUAAAAGGAAUUCUGUACUUUUCGGAAACGCACGCCAAAUUGUACGUAAGAUUGUUUAGAAAGUGAAGUCAUUGAUAUUGCGUGCGCUGAUGUUUGAUUUGGAUAGCAAAAAGGGCCAACAAUUCAAAAUAGUUAACAAUAUCCAAAAUCAUAUUAUUUUAAUAUUACUUGUAAAUCUCUAUAUAUAAACGGAAAGAACAUAAUAAUGUGUAUUAUCAGAAUCAAAUAUGAUGCAUGCCUUACACGCUUUUUGUGCUGCUGGUCGGUUCUCCAAAUGUAGCCCUGGCUCAUAAGCUCAACUCGGCUAAAUGCAACUCAAGUGUAUUGCUAUAUUGUCUGACACAAGUGGUAAAGCUCUUUUUAGUGUAAACGUAACAUAUUUUCUAUGUUUUAUUAUAAAAUAUAUAUCAAACAAAGUAUAAACAUUUGAUUUUGGCUGUUAAUGUAUAUUAUGUAAAGUGAUUUUGUUAAUAAACAAAAUUGUUUAUCUUA